Messenger RNA from Naegleria fowleri, 1998 nucleotides. RefSeq lists its product as uncharacterized. Bases 1 to 1998 code for a protein of 665 amino acids. NCBI's taxonomy places the organism in Eukaryota, Heterolobosea, Eutetramitea, Acrasida, Naegleriidae. The transcript is spliced from 2 exons. The record is from RefSeq and is a predicted model, not a curated record.
AUGUUGAUAAAAUCGUCACCUCUUCCUUCGUUCUUUCAUUCCCUAUCCACUCUGCUUCUCCUCCAACAGCAACAAAACUCUUCUCUCGUCACCAACAAUUCCACCAACAUCAAUGACACUUGUCAUCCUAUAUUAUUUCAACUCGGUUCCUGGAGUCGAGAAAGCAAUCCCAAACUCGAAUACGGACUCUGUCCCGACUCGAUCGUAACUCCCAUUUUCUCGGGUGUCUUUUUAUUUUUCUACUUGUUAGUGGUGUCAUUUUCCUUUUUUGGAAUAUUUUGGAAACGAAAGAAUGGACACAUUGAAUUUCGAAAUCCAAUGUAUUUGGUGAUGACUUUGAUUGCAUCCAUGAUUUUGGUGGUUGGAAUGACAUUGCGUUUUCUGAUUGGAAGAAAAAUAUUUCCUUGUGGAAUUUAUACCUUGUUGUUUUUUGUGUUACCGGGAAUUAUUUUGUUACCGACUGCAUUUAGAUGUAUGAGAUUGUUCUUUAUGUAUCGACUCAAUUUACAAAAAACAAACAUUUUCGAAAGGGCUGUCAUUGCCCAGUCAAAUGCCAAAAUUUCCAACGCCAUCACCAGUAUCAUUCCUGAGGAAGUUCAAAAAUUAGAAAAUGACGGACUGGUUCCAACUCCAAGAAAUCCAUCUCGAACCAAUUCCACUCCUUACAUUUUGGAUUCUCAAAAAUCUUCGAGUCAUUUAGUGAUUCAAAUAGAUUCCUUGAAUCUUGAAAAAUCAGUGGAAACAAAAACACCUCGGGAAAAUAUUCCUAAAGAAGAUACAUCGAUCAAAAGUCCUUCUAUGAAUGCAUCAUCUCAAGAGGAUGCUACAACUGUUCCUUUAAAUGAUCAAAUUCUCGAUAAGAAAUGUAUAGAGUCACCUCCUACGACAGAAUUUUCUACUGGUUUCAAAUUUGAGGAUUAUGUCAGUACUGAAGUCACCGAAGACACGACUGCUGACAUGACGACAGAUGCCAGAACCACUUGGAAUGGUGAUCAUUUUCGUGACAUUUUAGAGUUAAAAUCAGAAAUUAACAAAUUCAAAUUUUACAAAUUCAUGUUAAGCUACAAAUUUGUCAUCAUGACCUACAUUACAGUUUUGUGUAUUCAAAUUAUCAUGUGGUUAAUUUUUGGAGGAGUCGAAGAAGCAGUUUACACAUCGGGAUCGACCGUUCCAGGAACGAAAAGAAUCUUUUUAUUGGAGGGUGGAAUGCUUGUAUUUGAAAGAGGAUGUUCCAUGUCAACGACAAUGGUGUUAAUUAUUGCAGGAGAGUCGGUGUUUUAUAUGCUUUUUGAAGUUGUGUCAUUGAUAUUGUGUGUGAAAUCGGAUCGAGACACUUGGGCCAUUAAGAAGGAGGCAUUGUCUUUGAUUAUUUUUCAAGUGUUUUUUGUGAUUGCAUUUGUGGUUGCUGGAUUGUUGGAUAUUGUGGUGGUGUUGACGGAUUAUUUCAUACCUUAUGGAUACACAUUGCUGUUUUAUUCGUUUUUGGAAGUAAUUGUGACUGUGGCAUGUCCAGUGCUGUAUGCCUUUGUGAGGGAUUACAGAGAGGAGAAACGUUCUCAGUAUCAGAAAGAAACAGAGUUGGAGGCCAUUUUGAGAAAUAAGAAAAUGUUUGAAAGAUUUUUGGACUAUGCUCGGAGAAGUUUUGCACCUGAGAGUGUGUUGUGUUAUCGAGAUAUUCAACAUUUUAAAAAGACGAAAAGUAAUCAGAAAAGAAAGGCAGCUCAAUUUGUCGUUAACACCUAUUUGCAACUGGGCUCUCCUCUCGAACUUAAUAUUGACAAUGUGAAUGAAAGAGGUCACGACUUUACAAGAAUUCUCUCUGAAUAUAGUGAAGAUGCCAAAAUUCCAAAGAGCCUUUUCGAAGAGUUGGAGAUGGCUUGCUUGGUGGAUAUGCGAGAUGUAUUCACGAGAGCUCAAGUCGACGACAAGGAAAUAUUCAACGCUGUUCAACAAUGGAAAAAAGCACAAGCAAACAUCAAACUAGAGGAGGUAAAGUGA